Messenger RNA from Corticium candelabrum, 5531 nucleotides. RefSeq lists its product as uncharacterized. Gene Ontology annotation, biological process: DNA integration. The record is from RefSeq and is a predicted model, not a curated record. Gene Ontology annotation, molecular function: nucleic acid binding. Bases 1 to 4017 code for a protein of 1338 amino acids. The transcript is spliced from 5 exons. NCBI's taxonomy places the organism in Eukaryota, Metazoa, Porifera, Homoscleromorpha, Homosclerophorida, Plakinidae.
AUGGCAGAAGGACUGAAACCGCCUCAAGCAUUCACAACCACACUGGAAGCAGCCAAAGAAUGGCCACAGUGGCGGGACCAUUUUACAUUCUACAUGACAGCAACAAAGAAGGACAAAGAAGACGAGAAAACGAAAGUCGCAAUACUACUCACGGCAAUGGGAGGGGAAGCCAUCUCCGUCUACCGAACAUUCACUUGGGCCGCAGACGGCGACGAGGACAAACUGGACUGCGUCAUUAGAGCGUUCAACAACUACUUCAAGCCUAAAAGUAAUGAAAUCUACGAAAGAUUCCUGUUCCUGCAGAGGAAACAACAACCGAAUGAGCCCUUCGACAGCUUCUACACAGAUUUGCUGCGCCUGGUGGAAACCUGCGGAUAUCACCAAGAGGAGAAAACGAAGAUCAUCCGGGACCAGAUUGUAAUCAAUAUCACCGCAGACAACGUCCGCGAGAAACUGUUGGCAGAAUCUGACCUAACCCUAACCAAAGCUGUAGACAUGUGCAGGUCAAUGGAAGCGACAACCCGUUACAUUGCCAGUAUGACAUCAACCGCCACAGCCUUGAAAGAAUGCGUCACCGACGCGGCGGCGGUACACAUGGUGAAAGCCAUGAAGCAGCGCCCUUGCCACUACUGCGCGACAAACCACAAACCAAAAAACUGCCCAGCAUGGGGAAAACAAUGCAAAUAUUGCGGCAUUAUGAAUCACACGGCGGAAGCAUGCAAAAAGGCAGAAAAGGACAGACUAGCCCGACGACAAACAACAAAGGAGACGGCCAAUGCGAUAUCGCCACAACGAGCCACACCAGACACACCAGAGAACGAGGAGAGAGACCAUUUCGCUUACUGCACCGGUACCACGACACAAACCAGUAAAACAAAGGCUAAAGUCUGGAACAUAAUACUGGACAUAGGAGGGAGAGGUUUGAAAGCCAAAAUCGACACAGGUGCAACGUGCAACAUACUGCCAUUCACUGCUUACCGCGUCCUCUGUGCUAGCCCUCCCACGCCAACAGAAGUUCAGCUAACAGCAUACGGAGGAACAAAAUUAGAUGUCUGUGGGAAAACAACCAUGGAGGCAACAUUUCAAGGAGUCACCCGCAGGAUGGAAUUCAUCAUAGUACGAGAGAACGUGGAGACGCUCAUAGGAUUGCCUUCCAUCACUGACUUGGGACUAAUACAACAGACCCUAGCAGUGGAUGCAACAGGGGACACACCCACAGCUAUAUCAGAGUUCAAAGAUGUCUUUAAAGGACUGGGACGACUACCAGGAGAGUACAGCAUCAAACUAAAGACAAAUGCACAACCAGUCAUCCAACCAGCUAGAAGAGUUCCAUUUAGGUACAGACAGGAACUGAAGUCACAACUGGAUGAAAUGGAGAAACAAGGCAUCAUAGCCAAAGUAACAGAGGCUACUAAUUGGGUCAGUCCCAUAGUCCUUGUAACAAAGCCAGGUAAAGACAAACCAAGGAUAUGCAUUGAUCCAGGAGCGUUGAACAAGGCUAUACAAAGGGAGCACUAUCAAUUGAAAACACCCGAAGAGAUAUUCGGCACGUUGGCAGGCUCACAAUAUUUCUCAACCCUAGAUGCUACAUCUGGUUUUCUACAGAUUGCCCUAGACAAGGAAAGUAGCUACUUGACAACAGUGGCAACUCCUUUUGGGCGCUACCGGUAUUGCCGACUACCUUUCGGAAUCAGCUCUGCCCCAGAAGUGUUUCACAGAAUAGUGACAGAAUCCUUUGCAGACAUACCUGGGGUACACACCUAUGUGGAUGACAUCCUUGUAUCAGGCUGUAGCGUAGAGGAGCACGACAAACGCCUUCAGAUGGUCCUCGAAAGGUGUAGGGAGCUGAACCUUAGACUCAACCGAUCCAAAUGCCAGUUCAGAAAGACUGAAUUAAAGUAUCUGGGACAUGUGCUUACAUCAGAAGGGAUAAAACCUGACCCAGAAAAAGUCGAGGCCAUUGAGCAAUUCCCAAAGCCACAGUCCAAGACAGAUGUUUCAAGACUCCUGGGCCUGGUUACAUAUUUGUCGAAAUUUUGUCCUACUUUGGCUAAGACAGCCAGCCCACUGCGACAGCUAACACAGCAGGAGACUGCAUGGGUGUGGGACUCCGUUCACGACCGCACCCUACAGCAUGUGAAAGAUCUAGUGACAAAGGCCCCAGUACUACGACUUUUUGAUCCAGCAUUACCAGUGAGACUAACUGUGGACGCAUCACAACAUGGGUUGGGAGCAGCUGUUAUUCAAGAGGGGCACCCAGUAGAAUACGCGUCAAGAACAAUGUCCAGCAUACAACAGAAAUAUGCACAAAUAGAGAAGGAAAUGCUUGCCAUCCAGUUUGGACUAACAAGAUUCCAUCAGUAUGUGUAUGGACAAGAUGUCAUAGUGGAGACUGACCACAAGCCACUACUUGGAAUACUGAAAAAGCCCCUUGCUGAAGUCAGUCCUAGGCUUCAGAGAAUGCGCCUACGAUGUCUCAAAUACAACUACACGCUAGAGCACCAUUCCGGGAAAGAAAUGGUCCUGGCCGAUUCUCUGAGCAGAAUGCCAUCUACAACACCCUAUACAGACUAUGAUGAACUAACAGAAGAGCAAAUCGACUCCGUCACAGAGCAAAUCAUUCCCACACCACUUGGACGUGAAAGAUGUACGGAAGCGACCAGACAAGACCCUACAAUGCAGGCACUCAUCACUUACAUACACACAGGAUGGCCACCUACAAGGAGGAGUGUCCCGGGUCCAAUCAAACCGUACUGGAAUGUGAGACACGACCUAACAGAGAAAGACGGCAUUGUCCUCAAAGGAAGCCAAGCUGUCGUCCCUGUGACAAUGCGCAAAACGGUGAUGAACAGUAUACAUGAGGGACACUAUGGAAUAGUGAAGUGUAUAGAAAGGGCCAAGACGUCAGUGUACUGGCCUGGCUACACCAAUGAAAUACAUGACAUGGUAGCGAGUUGCAGCAAAUGCCAAGAAAAUCGAAGCCAGAACCCAAAGCCAGACACUAAACCUCAUGAUGUUCCACACUACCCCUACCAGAAAGUGGGAACAGACUUGUUUGAACUACAAGGGGAACAUUACCUACUUACCAUCGAUUACUACAGCAAAUGGGUGACCAUAGAUCACCUCCAGUCAACGAAAGCAGCUGAUGUGAUAACUAUCCUAGACAAGCAUUUUGCCAAUUUUGGAAUACCAGAAACAAUAUUCUCGGACAACGGGCCACAAUACGCCAACGAAGAAUUUCGCAAGUUCUCCAGGAAGCUGGGAUUUCAACACACCACAUCCAGUCCAGGCUACCCAGCCAGCAACGGCCAAGCGGAAAGAGGUGUCCAAACAGUCAAGAAAAUGAUGGCCAAGAUGUUGGAGGAGGGCCGUACAAUCAAUGACGCUCUAAGAGUCCUUAGGAACACACCAAUGGGAGGAGACCUGCCUACUCCUGCCAUCCUGCUACAGGGGAGACACCUCCGAACCCAACUAACAAUAAAUACUGAGACUCUGGUUCCACAUAACAUGGAUGCAGACAAGACCAGACAAAAACUAAUCGCCCACCAAUCCCAAUAUGCGUUCUAUGGAGCCACAGGAAACACAACGAACUCACCUCUGCUUCCUGAUGAAAGCGUAAGGACAAUGAGAGGAAAAAAAUGGGUACCAGCAAAAGUCAUUGGACACCACACAGAGCCCCAAUCCUACAUCCUCAGACUAGCAAAUGGACGGACAGUGAGAAGAACUAGAACACACAUAAACAGGACAACAGAAGUGUGGGAUGACAACACAAUGUUCGCUAAGUACACUCCGACGGGACAACAAACAAACACCAGCCUGUCAGAAGGACAACCACCAAAUCAACCUGAAGAGACAAACGUACUGCCAGACACGGAGAUCAGAUCUCCGAAUACAGAAAGCCCUCCAAAAUCUGCCAAGUCCCCAACUGCACCUGCAAGUCAACCUGCAGUCAAAACAACAAGGCUGGGGAGGAUCUCAAGACCACCACGACGCCUACUGGAGGACUACACUACGUAAUUAGCAACCAUUGCUUGACACUGCACUUUUGAGUUGAAGCCACCCAGAGACAGAUAGAUGACAUGUAAUGUAAUUAGAUUCACUAUCCCGUAUGUGUAAUCGGAAAUAGACCAGAACGAUUCUGACUGUCACGAAGUGCACAGCUGUAACCGUUAUCUUACACCGACCACCUAUGUUAUACAUAUCAACGUGACUGUUUAGUGCAGCGCCUUCUAGAUGUUGGAGCAAGUUGGUGUCGAGUUGCAACGAUCGAGAACAAGACGAUUCCUCUAGAACUUAUUGGACAACGCAGAACAAUCUCAAAUACAACAAAACUAUCAAUCUAUUCCAAUGUCAUGUCAACAACCCCUAGGUACCAGACAUCGGUCACUGUGACGAGUUUCUGCUGUGAUGGUUUUUUUGCUGUGAUGGGUUUUCUGCUGUGACGUUUUUUUUGCUGUGAUGGAUUUUCUGCUGUGACGGUUUUCUGCUUGUAAUACUGCAAGAUGUAGCGAUCGAACACGCGUGCGUAAUAGUCACAUGCACAUGUCCAAGUCUGAUGUCUCGACUAUCGGGCAGUGGAAGCAGCAAAGACUUUUGAGCUUUCUGGCGUCCAAGAUCGGCUGCUGCAAAGUUAUGCGUACAGAUUAUGGAACUGAGAAUUGCCACCUAGCUACAGCCUAAAUAGCGUUUAGAUCCAAUGCUAACGAUAGCUUAGCUGAUCACCAAAGUUUUCGUUAUGGGAAGUCUACCACAAACACAAGAAUAGAGGGUCUUUGGUCCCACUUGCGAGCACAGACGAGUGACCACUGGAUUUCAAAAUUUCAAGAGCUAAUCGAUGGUGGAUGGAUAUGUCCCAAUGAUGAACUGAAAAUGUGCACUAUUAUUCCGUUUUGGUUACAGCGUUCUAGAUGCGUUUAUGUACAGGUGUUGUUUUUGGUAUGCAUUCACUGGCGUUCUAGAAGCAGAACUGGACGCAUUUCGUCAGUGGUGGAACACCCACAGAAUAAGGAAGACGAAAACUGGGCAAUGUCCUGGCGGCAUUCCAGAGGAUAUCUUUGCUUUGCCUCAGCUAACCGGAACGCAGGACUACUUGUGCCCUAUUGAUUCUGAGGUGUUUGGCGAGGCUUAUGAGCAACUGGCCUCUGUUGAGCCUAGCUUCUAUAGUCAAAGGUUUGAAGACGCCGCUCAGAGUUGUCUUAGUGUGAUGGGAAUCAGAGCUGCAAACAUAGCUUCAGAAAACUGUGUGAUGGUUUAUAAAUAUUUAAUAGCGUUCAUUGAAUAUAUGCACAUUAAUUAGUUAUGGCAACAAAGUAUAGCAAUUCUCUUCUUUUUUUGUCUCGGAAGACAAAUUAAUGUAAAUUUAAAAAUAACUUAAUUUUAAAUUAUUAAAAAUUGAGCGUUAUAAGUGUAAACAUAUCAUAUUUUGCAAGGAGGUUACCAAUGAAUUGAUAAUUAAUAUCUUUAGAACGGUGAAUUGCUAUGGUGAUUGAAUAAUACUAUAUUAAUUAUUUAACAAGCUAAACCAUAUUCGA